This is a messenger RNA of Ceratina calcarata, 962 nucleotides long. RefSeq names its product mitochondrial ribosomal protein S7 (gene mRpS7). Bases 215 to 898 code for a protein of 227 amino acids. Gene Ontology annotation, biological process: translation. Gene Ontology annotation, molecular function: structural constituent of ribosome; RNA binding. Lineage: Eukaryota; Metazoa; Arthropoda; Insecta; Hymenoptera; Apidae. The transcript has 6 exons. The record is from RefSeq and is a predicted model, not a curated record.
CGAAGCACAAACGCGUAAAGACUCCAAAUAGUUCUUCAUUAUUCCAAACGCUAAUUAUAGCAACUUUAUCAAUUUGAAAAAAUGAAUGAUUUCUUUUCCUUUUCGAUUGAUACAUUCCGUACGAUCUUGUGUUCAUAACACUGCAUAACACUCGACUGCACAUCGGACUGUUGGACACUGUUGGACGAAACGAAUAACAAUCAACGAAACAAACAUGAUUGUUCGAAAAACGUUCAAUUCACUUAUUCUCCCUAGUUUAAGGUGUAAUUCAGCAGGCACAGUUCAGUUUUACAGUGUAUUCCCAAAGAAUUACAUGCCACCGGUAUUUAAGAAAGAUGAAUUAGAACAAAUAUAUGAAGAAGAAAAGAACGAGGAAUUGGCUCAUGUACCUAUAAGACCAGCCACAAAUACAGACACCUGCUCUGAAUUUCAUGAUCCGCUAGUCAAGAAAUUUACAAACUGUCUUAUGAGAUGGGGUAAAAAGGAACUGACCAGGAAGAUAAUGGACAGAACAUUUGAGAAUAUUAAAAUAGCACAAUUACAGAAAUAUUAUAGCGUUCCACCCAUGGACAGGAAUGAAAUUAUAUUAGACCCAAAAGAGAUCUUACAUCGUGCCGUGGACAACUGUACACCUGUCUUGGAGUUAACAAAAAUAAUGAGAGGUGGAAUUCCUUAUCAGGUCCCAGUACCGAUGAGGGAUGUUAGAGCCAGACAUUUGGCUAUAACCUGGAUAAUCAAAAGUGCAAAAGAGAAAGGGAAUGCUGAGAAACUGUACGAUACACUACCCAAGGAGCUAAUUGACGCUGCACGAAAUGAGGGUAAAGCUAUUAGGAAAAAGCAAGAGAUGCAUAAACAAUGUGAAGCCAACAGGGCUUAUGCACAUUAUAGGUGGUUGUAAACAAUGAUACAAAUAAAAUUAUUUAUUUAUCGUUAAUAAAUAUAUCAUUCAUAAUUACCAACAA